Malania oleifera is the source of this 6270-nucleotide messenger RNA. RefSeq names its product rRNA biogenesis protein RRP5. Bases 115 to 5940 code for a protein of 1941 amino acids. Gene Ontology annotation, molecular function: protein binding; RNA binding. Lineage: Eukaryota; Viridiplantae; Streptophyta; Magnoliopsida; Santalales; Ximeniaceae. The record is from RefSeq and is a predicted model, not a curated record. Gene Ontology annotation, cellular component: nucleolus; nucleus; small-subunit processome. Gene Ontology annotation, biological process: rRNA processing. The transcript is spliced from 40 exons.
UUCAUAUCCGACAACCCUUGUAAGCUGAGAAGACGGAAACCCUUCUAAAACCCCGCCGAUUGGGAAGACGAAGACCCUUCGUCGCUUUUGCAUAGAGCUGACGCCCAGAACAGAAUGGCACAGGCACAGGCACAGGCACAGGCACAACCAAGUAAGAAAUCUUCGAGGAAAAAACCUAAUCUCCACAAAAUCUCCAAGAAAUCAUUCAAGCUUAAGAAGAAACCAGACAACGCCGUUCAAUCCAAAAUGGGAGCUUUGCAAGUCGAAGACGACGACCUCCCCGAUUUUCCCAGAGGAGGAGGUGCUUCUCUGAGUAGGCGCGAGAAGGACGAGAUUCAUGCGGAGGUCGAUGCAGAGUUUGAAGCCCAGGAAAGGGUGCUGAAGAAGAAGCAAAAGAAGAAGGUGAUGCAGAAGAAGACUCAAGCAGCAGAGGAUGAUUUGGGUUCCCUUUUCGGUGAUGGUCUUACGGGAAAACUACCAAAGUUUGCUAAUAAGAUCACUUUGAAGAAUAUUUCUCCUGGAAUGAAGCUGUGGGGAGUCAUUGCUGAAGUAAAUGAGAAAGACCUCGUAGUUAGUCUUCCAGGGGGCUUACGUGGAUUAGUUCGUGCUUCUGAAGCAUUUGAUCCCUUAAAUAAUGAAGCUAAAGUCGAUGUUGAUGGCAAUUUCCUUCCCAGUAUAUUUCAUGUUGGACAAUUGGUUUCUUGUGUUGUGUUGCAAUUGGAUGAUGAUAAGAAAGAGAAAGGGAAGCGGAAGGUCUGGCUCUCUUUGCGUCUUUCUUUAUUGUACAAGGGCUUCACUUUGGAUGCUCUUCAAGAAGGGAUGGUAGUUAGUGCAUAUGUAAAAAGCAUUGAAGAUCAUGGUUAUAUUCUUCAUUUUGGAUUGCCUUCGUUUACUGGGUUUUGCCCAAAAGACAGCCAUGAUGAAACUAGGGAGAUCAAGGUGAAGACCGGGCAACUUUUACAAGGGCUUGUUAGAAACAUUGAUAAGGCUCGCAAAGUUGUUCAUCUGAGUUCUGAUCAUGAUAUGUUGUCUAAAUGUGUGACCAAGGAUCUCAAGGGUAUUUCAAUUGAUCUUCUCAUUCCAGGCAUGAUGGUUAAUGCUCGUGUACGGUGUACACUUGAAAAUGGGAUUAUGUUAUCGUUUCUAACAUAUUUCACUGGAACUGUUGAUAUAUUUCAUUUACAAAAUACUUUUCCUACUGCAAACUGGAAGGAUGAUUACCAUCAAAAUAAGAAGGUUAAUGCUCGUAUAUUAUUUGUUGAUCCCUCAACUAGAGCUAUUGGUUUGACCCUGAAUCCUGACCUUGUGCAUAACCAUGCUCCCCCUUCACAAGUUAAGCUUGGAGAUAUCUGUGACCAUUCAAAAGUAGUCAGGGUUGAUGGAGGAUUGGGCCUUCUGCUUAAAAUCCCUACAUGCCCAGUGUCAACUCCAGCAUAUGUCACUAUAUCUGAUGUAGCUGAUGGGGAAGUCCGGAAAUUGGAGAAAAUUUUUAAAGAGGGGAUUGAUGUUCGUGUUAGAAUUCUUGGGUUUAGGCACUUGGAAGGACUUGCUAUGGGAGUUUUGAAGGCCAGUGCUUUUGAAGGUUCAAUGAUUACCCAUUCAGAUGUGAAGCCUGGGUUGGUGGUGAAGGCUAAGGUCAUUGCUGUUGACAGCUUUGGAGCUAUUGUUAAAUUUCCUAGUGGUGUGAAGGCACUUUGUCCUCUUCCACAUAUGUCUGAGUUAGAGAUUGUAAAGCCUGGGAAAAAAUUUAAGGUUGGAGCUGAAUUAGAGUUUCGUGUUUUGGGCUGCAAGUCCAAGAGAGUUACUGUUACGCACAAGAAAACACUAGUGAAAUCAAAGCUUGAAAUUCUUAGUUCAUAUGCUGACGCCAAUGAAUGUUUAGUAACACAUGGAUGGAUAGCAAAGAUCGAGAAGCAUGGAUGCUUUGUCCGGUUUUACAAUGGAGUCCAAGGAUUUGCCCCCAGGUCUGAACUUGGAUUGGAUCCAGGAUGUGAAACAAGUUCAACGUAUCAUGUUGGGCAAGUUGUCAAAUGCAGAGUAACGAGUUCUAUUCCUGCUUCUAGGCGGAUCAACCUUAGCUUCAUAAUAAAGCCUUCAAGCAUUUCCAAAGACGAUACGGUCAAGUUGGGUAACCUUGUUUCAGGAGUUGUUGAGCAAGUAAUCCCUCAUGCAAUAAUUGUACUUGUUGAAGGAAAAGAUUACCUAAAGGGUACAAUAUCUACUGAGCAUCUGGCAGACAAUCAUGGACUUGCUACGUUGAUGAUGUCUGCCUUGAAACCUGGAUAUGAAUUUGUCCAGCUGUUGGUUCUAGAUGUGGAGGGCAACAACUUGAUACUCAGUGCCAAGCAUUCCCUUAUAAAAUCAGCUCAACAGCUUCCUCUAGAUCUCUCUCAAAUUCGCCAGCACUCUAUUGUCCAUGGUUAUAUUUGCAAUAUAAUUCACACUGGUUGCUUUGUCCGCUACCUUGGGCGUUUGACUGGAUUCUGUCCAAGAAAUAAGGCUAUGGACGACAAAAGGGCUGAUCUUUCUGAAGCUUAUUAUGUUGGACAAUCUGUCCGCAGUAAUAUACUUGAUGUCAACAACCAAACGGGGAGAAUCACAGUGUCUUUGAAGCAGUCAUCUUGCUCCUCAACAGAUGCUUCCUUUAUUCAAGAAUACUUUAUAUUGGAGGAGAAGAUUGCCAAGCUGCAGUUCUCAGACUCCAGAGUUGCAGAAUUAAAAUGGGUGGAAGGAUUUGACAUUGGUAGUGUCAUUGAGGGAAAAGUUCAUGAGGUGAAGGAUUUUGGAGUUGUUAUCAGCUUUGAGAAAUAUAGUGAUAUUUUUGGUUUUAUUACUCACUACCAAUUGUGUGGAAACAGUUUAGGAAUAGACUCAACUGUUAGAGCUGCAAUUCUUGACGUUGCAAAGGCAGAACGCCUGGUAGAUUUAUCUUUAAAGCCAGCUUUUAUUGAAAGAUUUGAAGGAGGAGGUUCUAACAGCCAAACUCACAAGAAGAAACGCAAAAGGGAAGUCAACAAGGACUUGGAGGCACAACAGACUGUAAAUGCGAUAGUGGAGAUUGUGAAAGAGAAUUACUUGGUUCUUUCACUCCCAGAGCAUAACCAAAUGAUUGGAUAUGCAGCAGUGAGUGAUUAUAACACCCAAAAGUUUCCUCAAAAGCAAUUCCUGAUUGGACAAAGUGUCAUUGCAACCGUUAUUUCUCUUCCAAGCCCUUUGACUGGUGGGAGGUUGCUUUUGCUACUUAAAUCUAUUAGCGAGUCUACUGAUACUUCCAGUUCAAAAAGAGCCAAAAAGAAGUUGAGCUACAAUGUGGGAUCUCUGAUUCAAGCAGAGAUCACUGAGAAAAAGCCUUUUGAGCUAGGACUGAAAUUUGGAAUUGGGUUUCAUGGAAGGGUUCAUAUAACAGAGGUGUGUGAUGAUAACACAGUUGAAGAUCCCCUUAGUGUCUUCAGAAUUGGGCAAACAGUGACUGCAAGGAUUGUUGCCAAAACUAAUCAAAUAGAAAAUAAUAGAAAAAGAUAUGGGUGGGAAUUGUCUAUGAAACCUACAAUACUUGCAGGUUCUGAUGAAUUUGGGGAUAAUCUUAUGGGUGAAGAUUUUGAUUUCUCUACUGGGCAACGUGUGACUGGUUAUGUGUAUAAAGUGGACAGUGAAUGGGUGUGGCUAACAGUAUCUCGAUAUGUUAAAGCUCAGCUUUUUAUUCUUGACAGUGCUUGUGAACCUAGUGAACUUAAAGAAUUCCAGAAGCGCUUCAAUGUUGGGAAAGUUGUUUCUGGCUAUGUUUUGUGUUCCAACAAGGCUAAAAGGCUGUUACAGAUAAUUUUACGUCCAUUGUUUGUGGCCUCUAAUGGAACACUUGCAGGAAAAAUUCAUAGUAGUGAUGAUUCAUGCAGUGAUAAUUCCAAGGAGAAUAUAGUGACCCAUAUAAAUGAAGGAGAUGUUGUGGGUGGUAGAAUUUCCAAAAUUCUUCCUGGUGUUGGUGGAUUGCUUGUGCAAAUUGGUCCUCACCUGUAUGGUAAGAUACAUUUUACUGAACUAACAGACUUAUGGGUGUCUGAGCCACUGUCCGGAUAUUAUGAAGGACAGUUUGUCAAAUGCCAUGUUUUAGAAAUCAACCAUACAGUGAAGGGUACUGUUCACAUCGACUUGUCAUUGCGCUCAUCUUUAAAUGGCAUUCACAGUUCAAAAUCUAUUGAAGCAAAUGGCAACAUGCUUUCUACUGGAAAACGUGUGGACAAGGUGGAGGAUCUUCAUUCUAAUAUGGUUGUGCAGGGCUAUGUUAAGAAUGUGUCAUCAAAAGGCUGUUUCAUUUUGCUUUCUCGGAGGCUUGAUGCAAAAAUUCUCAUCUCCAACUUGUCUGACAAUUAUGUAGAAAAUCUUGAAGAAGAAUUCCCUGUGGGAAAACUCGUGGUUGGAAGGGUGCUAUCUGUGGAGCCUUUAUCUAAGCGAGUUGAGGUCACGUUGAAAUCAAAUGCAAGCAAUGCUUCAAAAUCAGAAUUAAAUGAUUUGAGUAGUCUGCAUGUUGGAGAUACUAUUUCUGGCAUGAUAAGGAGGGUAGAGUCAUAUGGUUUGUUUAUCAGGAUUGACCACACAAAUUUGGUUGGAUUAUGUCAUGUAUCAGAGCUUUCUGAUGAUCCCAUUGACAACAUAGAGUCCAAGUAUAGGGCAGGGGAAAGAGUUGCAGCAAAAAUUUUAAAGGUGGAUGAGGAAAGGCAUCGGAUUUCACUUGGAAUGAAGAAUUCAUAUAUUGGGGAUGAUACCGACACUAAAACUACUUCAAAACAAAGUCCAUACACUACCAUUAAAGAAAAUGGCUUUAUUAAUGACAUUCAGAUGUUGCCACAGAGCAGUUUACCUGUGAUUCAAAAUGUGGCUACUGAGUGUGAAAAUGGGGAGUCCCUAUUUCUUGCACAGGCAGAAGCAAGGGCUUCUAUUCUUCCGCUUGAGGUUGUUCUUGAUGACAUAGAGCACCCCGACAUGGAUAUUUUAGCUAGUCAAAAUCAAGAGCAUCUCAAUGAAGCUGCAAUGAGGGAUGAAAAAGACACGAGGAAGGCAAAGAAGAAAGCAAAAGCUGAGAGGGAGCGAGAAAUUAGGGCCGCUGAGGAAAGGCUACUGGAGGAAGAUGUGCCAAGAACUGCUGAUGAGUUUGAGAAACUGGUUAGAAGAUCCCCUAACAGUAGCUUUGCCUGGAUUAAGUAUAUGGAGUUCGUGCUCUCUUUAGCUGAUGUUGAGAAAGCUCGCUCAAUUGCUGAACGGGCUUUGAGAACAAUAAACAUCCGAGAGGAAUCAGAGAAGUUGAAUAUUUGGGUGGCUUAUUUGAAUCUAGAAAAUGAAUAUGGAAGUCCUCCAGAGGAGGCUGUAAUCAAAAUAUUUCAGAGAGCAAUGCAGUUUUGUGAUCCUGAAAAGGUGCAUAUUGCACUCCUGGGUAUAUAUGAAAGGACAGGGCAAGAUAAGUUGGCUGAUGAACUUCUCAACAAGAUGACCAAGAAAUUUAAGCGUUCAUGCACGGUUUGGUUAAGGCGGAUACAGAGGAACUUGAACCAACACUUGGAUGGAGUUCAAUCUAUUGUAAAUCGUGCCCUACUAAGCCUUCCCCGUCAUGAGCAUAUACAAUUCAUUUCUCAAACUGCUAUUCUUGAGUUCAAGUGUGGUGAUCCUGAGAGAGGGCGAUCCAUGUUUGAAGGCAUGCUACGAGAGUACCCAAAGAGAACAGAUUUGUGGAGCAUCUAUCUCGAUCAGGAGAUUCGUCUUGGAGACAUGGACAUUAUCCGUUCAUUAUUUGAGAGGGCAAUAAGUUUGACCCUUGCACCUAAAAAAAUGGAGUUCUUAUUUAAAAAGUAUCUGGAGUAUGAGAAGUCCAUUGGUGAUGAAGACCGAAUCGAAUCUGUGAAGAGGAAAGCAAUGGACUAUAUUGCGAGCCAAACAGUUGACGCUAGCUGAUUCCAGCUGAGGAAUGUCAAUUGGUCUGCAUUAGUCAGAAGUUCGACUUGUUUGGUCCGAGGUUUUUUGGUUGUGUUGUGGACUCUUUAAGUAGGUCAAGAAAAUGAGGCCCAUAUUUUUUUAUGACCUCAGCUUGCCUCCAAGGAGUGGCUUUUAAGCCUAGCCUCAUAAAUGUACAUGUAGAUUAGUUGUUUAGUAUAUUUGUUGAAUAUAUUAAAUUAAAGUUAAUCGAGUUAGCCUUUUCAUUUAUAUCAGGUUCCAAAAAAUUUCAUAUUCUUUAAUUCAUAUCAAGAAGAAUGAGAAAUGAACAAUUUUGGCCUUGAAAUGGUU